UCCUCAUAUCAUAUAACACCGAUAACAGUAAUUGUGGCGUUUCAAACAACGAAAAAGAAUACGGAAAAAAAUUAUACAACAAAUUUGAAACGAAAUAUUAUCUGAGCAAGAAAAAAAUUAAUUUUUUAAACGAAUCGCGACAAUCCAAUCGAAUGCGUUUCGUUAAACGAUUCAUAAUAAAGAAAAAUUGUGAUUUGAAUGGUUUAAACCCCGAAAUCUAAUUGAAGAAUAUUUAAUCGAAAAGAGCAACAAAUCGGCGACGACACACAACUUUAUCAAACAACCAAAUUGAUUGAAUUGAUAGACACGAAAUUGUUUCUAAACCGAACAAAACCGAAUAUAAAGAUGUUUUAACUUUAUUUUUUUUUCUUGGCGAACAGUGAAUGCAAUUUUGGUUGAACAAAAAGAAAAGAAAAACAAACAGAAGCAGCAAAAAAUACAAAGCGUUUCUUCAAUAAGUGAAACGAACAAAAAAAAACCAUAACGAAUCAUCCACAUACACACACAGAGAGAGAGAGACAUCGAUAGUAAAUCGGAUAUAGGAUCAUUAGGGGUUGGCGCCUGACAUUAACCGAUUAGUAAGCAUCAACAGAAGAGAGACAGAGCAAAGGUACGGGCGGUGUGCAACACAGUUUCGUUUCAAACAAAAGGAACAAAAGAGACGAAGGUGUGAGCGAGACAGAACGAGACAGCCGAAGGAUUUUCAAUUGUGGCAAAUAGUUGUCGCACACACGAUCGAUCCGAAUAGAUUUUAGUAUUGUGCACGCAGCCAAGGCAGUCGUACAUAGUUUUUUGUGCACUGCUUGAGCAGUUGGAAUUUGUCUAUCGAGCCAUUUUCAAUCGAUUUGUGCAUUCAUUUUCAUCCGCAAGUUAAUAACCAAUGAAAUAGCUCAAUUAAAAUUAUUUGUGGUACAAGAUUCAACGGAGAGUUAAAAAAAAAUCCACAAAAAUACACUUUUUAAUCGGCCGUAUAAUUUAAUUUGUGGUGAGUCAAAGUAAACAUAAAAAUUCUGUUCGCAUGUGAAUUAUUUAAGAAAAAAAAAAACGAACGAACUUGAUAAAAUAUCGGUAUUUGAUGGUCAACCUAAAAAUAUAACAUUUUCAUCGUUUCUUCUCGACUAAACGAAAAAAUUCGUCGUGUGGUGUGAGAGUACCAAGAAUGAUAGUUUUAUGUGAAUCAAAGACUCUCACGGUUCAAAAAAUCGAGUGACAUUUUUUUAUUUAUUCAUUCUUUUUGCUCCGUCUCCUGUGUCUGUGUGCAUCAUUUGGAUAUUUUGUUUUAUGAUCAAACAUAUUUUAUUUCCAAUUGGCUCCGUGUCUAAUACUUCGUUUUUUUGUUUUAUGUUCAGUCGUCAUCGUGUGAUUUUAUUACCGAACGAAGAAAAGAACCAGAGAGUUGAAAAAAAGAGCAAGCAAAAGAAAAAGCAAACAAAUAAAAUCAAUAAAAAUAAAACCACAAAAUAAAAUGAUGAGCGAAUGUCUUCUUAAUGUAAAAACAGUCGUGGUCAUCGAGUAAUUCAUGGACGAAGAAAGAAAAAAAAAGAAUCAAAUCCCAUAUAAAUCGAUCAACAGCACACAAAUCACAGCCCAAUUAGUGCGUGAUAAUAACAGAAACAGUAUAAAAAUUUAAGCAAAAAAAAAAAAACCAGGAGAGCGCGCGGUGUGUAAAAUUUUUGUUUGUUUCACAUAUUGAAAACGUAAAGAGAACUCUAUGAUUAUGGAUAUGACAUCGGCGGCUGAGUCGAGGUGGUACGACAAUCCACGAUUGAGUGGAUCACCAAAUGCUGGGACAAGCCAUCAAUCGACCGGCUCAUCUGGCACCGCAAAUGCCAACAAUGGAGGCAUCGUCGAUGCAUCCGAUAUGGGUGCAUUCUAUUCGCUCGAAAAUGCCGGCCAUCGAAGAUACUACUCCACUGGAUACGGACCACAUGCUUCACGAAUGUCAUCGUCGCACAGUACACAACAAAUUUGUAGGCCGCAUUUCCAUGCGCCAUUGCAUCCGUGGCUAAGCGAACCAAAAUCACUAGCGCCUGGCAGUCCAUGGGGUAGCCCAUUUGCUUGUCCACAAGAGCCACAGGAUAAAGUUGGUCAAGUAGUACAAAGCCAUCAAACCGGCCAACAUCUAUUUUCGUUUCCUCCAACACCACCAAAAGAUUCAACACCUGAUUCAGUACAAACAGGACCUUCCGAAUAUCAAGCUGCCGUAAAUGCAUUUAUGCACCAGGCUCAAGCAUCGUCAACUACCUCAUUAUCAACUGACAAUUGUUCGUCGUUAGACAUAAAACCGUCGAUACAGCAAAAUGGUACAAGUCAAUCGUCAGCGCCGAAACAACGUGAAGGUACGACAUCAUCGUCAAGUGGCAAUACCAAUAACAAUAACAGUUCGAAUAGCAAUAAUAACAAUAAUACGAAUAGUAGUAGUAAUCAAAGUAGUUCCUUAAACGGUGGACUUUUCGAUAAUACACCAAGUGUGUAUGGAAAUAGUGGCAGCGGCUACGAGAGUAGCUAUCAAAGCUAUCAUCCAUCGAAUAAUGUGGCCACAGCAACUGGGUCAUUUCACAGUGGUGGCAAUGCGCCCAGUAAUAGUGGCCUAGGUGGUACAAAUAUUGGUGGUAAUAUGCGAAGCAAUUUAAGUCCACCACUUCAUUCCCACCAUCAUCAUCAUCAUUCGUCGUCACUGUCUUCAUCAUCGUCGGCCGGCAAUAAACCACAACGGACCAAACCACGGACAAGUGCUGAGGGUAGAGAAUGCGUGAAUUGUGGUGCAACAUCAACGCCAUUGUGGCGACGAGACGGUACUGGCCAUUACUUGUGUAAUGCCUGUGGACUGUAUUACAAAAUGAACGGACAAAAUAGACCGCUAAUCAAACCGAAACGAAGACUGUUACAGUCAUUGCAAAGUGCAGCCCGACGUGCAGGAACCUCAUGCGCCAACUGCAAAACGACCACAACAACCCUUUGGAGACGGAAUCAAAGUGGUGAACCAGUAUGCAAUGCCUGCGGACUAUACUAUAAACUACACAAUGUAAAUCGACCACUGACCAUGAAAAAGGAAGGAAUCCAAACGCGAAAUCGCAAACUAUCAUCGAAAUCAAAGAAAAAGAAGGGAAUGGCUGGUGGAUGUUUGCCAAUGGGUGGCCAUUUGGGAAUGAGCGAUUUGAUGAAGCCUUUAGACCCAUCGAAAGCAUUUUCCGGCGGCUUCCCCGGCUCAAUGGGUCAACAUAGCCAUCUAUCUGGAUCGUUGCAUCCAGCACAUGCGCAUAUGCACGGCGGUUGGUAUGCCAGCGGAAUGGGAGCACUUGGCGCUUCUAGCGGCUUACAAAGUGGUUUUUCAUCAGGUGGACUUGGUGGUGGUGUAGUGCCUCAUUCGCAAUCGUAUCAUCUAAUGGGUGCGACAUGGGGACGUGACUACGCGUGAUGGAACAACUAUGAGGCGGAAAAUUUCUAAACUACAUGAAGAUUGAAUUGAGAGAUCAUCUGUCAAAUGUGUACAAAAUAAAAUGGAAAACAAGAAAGAGAAAAAAGAAAAUUUAAAGACUUCAAAACAUGAUUCAACUGUGAAAAUUGUGGAAUUUGACAUUUUUUCGCUAUAUUCGACGGCAACAACUUUUCAUUUUCACAUACAUCGAUCCAGACUACAAAUGACUACCAAACAAAUUGGACACGAGCGAUUUGAAGGUGAAGUAAGUACAUUACACAUACUGACAACAAAAUCCAACGCACAACACAUUUGAAUUGAUUCACGGCCAAGAAAUCAUUUUUUGAUUCAAAAAAUAAACGCAUUUACUUUGUAACGGAUUUGGUCAUUCAUUUCGGAAGCGAAUAACAAACAAAAAACAGUAAACAAAGUCGAUUAAAAGAGACGUUAAAUUGCUCAAUAAUUCCUUCUUCGUUUUUCGUUUUAAUUUGAUGUGCAAUCUUAUCGUUUUUUCUAUUGUGUAAAGCAUUACUUUUAGAAUUGUCAAUCAGAUACAAUCGUUUUGAUCAUUCGAACGUACUGAUGAUACAAAAUAUUUAUGAUAAGUUUUGCUGAAUUGAUUUUUCGGUAGAGUUCAGGCAAGAAAUCGGGCCCAUCAGUUGCCAUAUAUAUAAAACAAAAGAAGAGAAAAAAAACACACGUCCAACGUUUCGUGCGACUUUCGUGCGCAAAUCAAUGCAUUGAAAGUGGCAAAAAAAACAAUAAAAAGAUUGUGAACCAUUUUUUUUUUACAAAAAAAUCGAAAAUGAAACAUUUUAAAUGGAAAAAUCUGGGCAAAAUGCACCAUCCAAAAAGCUCAUAGCUAGACGUUCACCACCCAAAUUCACAAUACAAGUAGCGAGAAAAUGCGUGGUGGUGAGCAUUUUUAGCCCAUGAUUUAGGUCAUAAUUGUAUAAAAAAAAACAACCUUUUAUAUUUUUUAGCGUAAAUUGUAAGGAUAUUCAUAGAUACGUAGUUCAUAGACUGUAAGCAAAACAUGGAGUGGCAAAGCAAAGAGAAAAGCAAACAAGAAGAAAAAACAAAACGUGUACAUAAUACAUAAAACAAUCUAGAAGUUUUAUCGGCUUGAAUGUCAAAUGGCAGAAAGAUACAUGAACUUUUCGAGAAGAAGAAAAAUUGCGCUAAUUAUAAGACGAGAUCUUCAAAAUAACAAAGCAUUUUUUUCUGUUUGUUUAUUUCGUUCAAUCUAAAACAAAUUAAUCUGUAGAUAAGAAAUGAGAGAAAAAAAAAAGUUUAAAAUAAACGUCUUUAGUGGUCAAUAAACGUCAUGUAAAUUAAUCUAAACAUAUAUUCAAAAUGAUUUCAACAAUUUCACAUAGAUUUUAGACAAAAACACACACACACACAAACAAACACAUUCAAGCAGAUGAUGCGAUCGAUGAUUAAUCGCUGUUUAAAUGCGUUAAUUAAGGAGAAUAUUAAGAGAAAAUUAAUGAACGAGACAGAAAGAAAAAAUCAGCAUUAGUUUAUAAAACCUUAUCUAAAGAAAUUUUAGUGAGCAAAUUAAGAUGUCUAAAUGUUUUCACAAGAAUAAAAUAAUAAAUUACAACAAAAAUAUACAAAAAAAAA
This is a messenger RNA of Sitodiplosis mosellana (orange wheat blossom midge), 5047 nucleotides long. RefSeq names its product GATA-binding factor C-like. The transcript is spliced from 9 exons. Gene Ontology annotation, biological process: positive regulation of transcription by RNA polymerase II; negative regulation of transcription by RNA polymerase II; cell fate commitment. Lineage: Eukaryota; Metazoa; Arthropoda; Insecta; Diptera; Cecidomyiidae. Bases 1712 to 3418 code for a protein of 568 amino acids. The record is from RefSeq and is a predicted model, not a curated record. Gene Ontology annotation, molecular function: DNA-binding transcription factor activity, RNA polymerase II-specific; RNA polymerase II cis-regulatory region sequence-specific DNA binding; zinc ion binding.